GAUAAUUACCUAAAUAUAAGUAAUAAUUAUACUGGCAAUGGCGUCCGAGCGUUACGGGCAGCAGCAGCAAGCUGACUACUACACUCAGCCGCAGCAGCAGUCACAGACCUACGGCGCCGCCAAGGCGGCAACGGCGGCGACCGUCGGCGGAUCGCUCCUGCUGAUAUCCGGCCUGACGCUGGCGGCAACGGUGAUCGGGCUGGCGGUGGUGACGCCGCUGUUCGUCAUCUUCAGCCCCAUCCUGGUGCCGGCCGUGGCCGCGGCGUUCCUGGUGACCAUCGGGUUCCUGUCGUCCGGCGCGUUCGGGCUGGCUGCAGUGAGCGUGCUGUCGUGGAUGUACCAGUACAUGACGGGGAAGAAUCCGCCGGGCGCGGCACAGCUGGAGUACGCCAAGGGGAGGAUCGGAACGACCGCUCGGGAGGUGAAGGACAAGGCGGCGGAGAAGUUCGGGUCGCAGCGGACCGCGGCGGCGUAGAUGGAGGGAGGAAAUGGUUCAUUACGAGAAUGCUGUUUGGUUUGAGAGUUAGUAGGAAAAGAGGGCUUAGAUUUAUUUCUGAGCCUUUUAAAUGGUCUGUUGUUGAAUGGGUGUUGUUAAUUUGUAGCUGGUUUGGGUUCGUUUGUGUAAAAUUUUAAUUCCAUGCUUUGCUCGAAAUAAAAAGUUGUUAUUGAA
Cuscuta campestris is the source of this 670-nucleotide messenger RNA. NCBI's taxonomy places the organism in Eukaryota, Viridiplantae, Streptophyta, Magnoliopsida, Solanales, Convolvulaceae. The record is from the annotation of a GenBank genome assembly.